AUGGAUUUCUUCUGUUUCUCUUGGAAAUUCUCUAGUCCAUUUAAAGAACCUAGGCCUAUUGCACGCACCACAUUCCUCGAUGUAGCAGCGUUUGCCGUCUUCGAAUCAUUGAAAGCCGUGGACAUUCACUGCCCAUUUUUCAAUGCGUCUAGGGCCAUCGUUCUGAUACAUGAUAUGGUCUGCAACGUUUAUUCGAACAAGAAGGCGUUCGCAGAACUUGCGACAGAAGCAAUCACAACGCUCAACACGAUGGAUAGAGAGGUUACAAAUGCAAAGAAGGCCGGAAGAGAACUCUCGGAGUCGCAGAAGACUAGGAUCAACGAAUUCACCGGGAUAAUUUGGAAUAUACAUAGCCUUAUCACCGAGCACUUGGGCCGAAGCCUCUUCGACCGUGUUUUUCGCUCGAACAAAGACGCGUCAACCAUAUCAGGCUUUCAGAGAAAGCUAGCUAAGGCACAAGAAGACUUCAUGACGUGCUCAAUGAUCGCAGUCGAAUCGAAACUUGAUGACGGUGUUUCCAUACUCAAUCAAGUCGUCCAACAUCAGCUUCACUCCCAAUCGCUGUUGAUACCCAUUCGAAAGCGCGUCAAGCGAAAAACAGCAACGAAUAAAUUGAAGCCGGAGGACACUUUGCGUCCUAUGGCAUCCUCUACGAGCUCUAGCCUAUCUUCCCAGUUUUCCGAAGAGUGCACACCCAUCCAACCUCCUCGUGGCUCCACUGUUAUGACUAAUUCCGGCAAUGGAGUGUUCAAUAAUGUCGGAGGGGCGCAGUAUAACAGUGGAACAAACUUCGGAACUACGAAGACUUUCCGGCCCCGAGUGAACCCGAAGGUGUCUACAGACAGCCCUAUCAAAGUAGGUGCAAUGAGAACGGGAAAGGGCACUGGCGUAGGGUCUGGGCCGGGACUUGAGGCCAGAUUUGGUAGGGACCGCAGUGCCCGUUAUGGUGGAAGACAGGUUGCCACGUCACCGCAACCUUGCGCAGACGAUUAUUUCGACGGCACCGAUAUCUAUGGGAUAUCCCCGUCCUUGCAGAAAUCGAAGGACGAGCACGAGGAAGAACAAUACGACGAGGGCGAAGCUGAGAGCGAAGAAGACAGUGAGGACGAGGGAAAUAAUGAAGAAGACGAGAAGGACGAAGGAGGGUCCCCUAACGAGGAUGAGGAUGAGGAUAUGUCGGAUUGA
This is a messenger RNA of Pleurotus ostreatus (oyster mushroom), 1185 nucleotides long. RefSeq lists its product as uncharacterized. The transcript has 4 exons. The record is from RefSeq and is a predicted model, not a curated record. The coding region runs from base 1 to 1185 and encodes 394 amino acids. Gene Ontology annotation, biological process: cell surface receptor signaling pathway. Lineage: Eukaryota; Fungi; Basidiomycota; Agaricomycetes; Agaricales; Pleurotaceae.